This is a messenger RNA of Myxocyprinus asiaticus (Chinese sucker), 3688 nucleotides long. It is a transcript of the gene msx2a, whose product is annotated as muscle segment homeobox 2a. Gene Ontology annotation, biological process: regulation of transcription by RNA polymerase II; embryonic morphogenesis. The transcript is spliced from 2 exons. NCBI's taxonomy places the organism in Eukaryota, Metazoa, Chordata, Actinopteri, Cypriniformes, Catostomidae. The record is from RefSeq and is a predicted model, not a curated record. Gene Ontology annotation, molecular function: DNA-binding transcription factor activity, RNA polymerase II-specific; RNA polymerase II transcription regulatory region sequence-specific DNA binding. Gene Ontology annotation, cellular component: nucleus. The coding region runs from base 67 to 876 and encodes 269 amino acids.
AGGCAAGUUAGUUUUGUUAGUCAGUGUAAAAGUUAAGCAGCAAAGCGCGCGCACCCAUGCAGUUACAUGACUCUUCUCAGCAUCUUUAAUGUUAUAUGUGGAAUGAUUUCAGCUCAUCAUAAAGAUACAUUUUCCUCCGACGAUGAUGAUGAAGGUUCACGGUCAUCUCCGACGGAGCGUUCAGUCCGGACUCCAAGUCUUUCAUUCAGCGUUGAGUCUCUCAUGUCGAAGAACCGAACAAAAAGUGAAUUAAGUUCCCCGGAGUCGAUUCGGAUGCCAUGCAUAAUAAAUCGGGAUGAUCGAUCAGUGAUAGCCAAAUAUUCAGAAGUGCCAGAUUCAAUGGAUUUUCCCAAAGAUUGUUUCUCCGUCAAUAAAGACUCCUUAUCCUUAAUCAGUAAACCCAGGUCAUCAACACCACCACGACCACAGAGUCCCACUACAUGCGCUCUCCGAAAACACAAGACCAACCGUAAACCUCGAACCCCUUUCACCACCACUCAGCUCCUGGCCCUCGAGCGGAAGUUCAGACAGAAGCAAUACCUGUCUAUCGCAGAGAGGGCCGAAUUUUCUAGCUCUCUCAGCCUGACUGAGACGCAGGUGAAGAUCUGGUUCCAGAACCGGAGGGCGAAGGCCAAACGACUUCAGGAAGCAGAGCUGGAGAGGCUUAAAAUGACCACCAAACCUAUUUUACAUCCUGGCCUCACUCUUUCAUUUCCACUCUGUACCCAACCCCAGACAGCAGCGCUAUUCUGCGGACAGUCUUUCCCCUUCCACAGACAUAUAAUGCCCAUUCCACCUGUUGGAAUAUAUUCAACCACAGUGGGCUACAAUAUGUGUCCUCUCUCCAAAGAUGGGUACUCUGUAGAGUCAGUCUAGAGGAUCUUAUCAGAACUAUUGCAUUAAUUUUAAUAAUUGUCAUGGAAACACCUGGUUAAUCUGCUGGACGUAUUGACAUUGCUUAAAUGUUAAAAGGUGGUAAUUGAGGUGUGAUGCAUCAUUUCAUAUAUUCUUAAAAUUAGUUUUAUUUUUAUUUUGUAAAUGCAAUAUUUACAUUCGAAUAUGCCAAGGAUGCACUCAAGAAGACAAUUUUAUGUAUUUCAAUUUUGUUACAAGAUUCAGUUCAAUUGAACUGAGUAAUCUUUAAUCCUUUAUUUUUGUUAUACAUUACACAAUUCAGUUUGAUGGAAUUUUGUUAUGAAAUUAAAAUGCGUAAAUCUUAAAAAUAGGUUCAAAUAUUUUUGUGGUUUAUAAAUUUGUAUCAGCACAAAAUCUAUGGUAAAAUAUUAAUAUGAUAAAAUAUUACCCAAUAUUUAGAGACAUUGUGACAUAUUUUUACAUAUAUCUUUUAAUUUACACAUAUAAUUCAUUGCCUUUGUGAAUGAAAAUAAGUGUAAUUUAAAAAGUAAAAUUACACACACACACACACACAUACACCGAUCAGCCACAACAUUAAAACCACCUGCCUAAUAUUGUGUAGGUCCCUCUCGUGCCGCCAAAACAGCGCCAACCCGCAUCUGAGAUGCUAUUCUUCUCACCACAAUUGUACAUCUCGGUUAUCUGAGUUACUGUAGACUUUGUCAGUUCGAACCUGUCUGGCCAUUCUCUGUUGACCUCUCUCAUCAGCAAGGCAUCUCAGUCCACAGAACUGCCACUCACUGGAUGUCUUUGGCACCAUUCUGAGUAAAUUCUUGAGACUGUUGUGUGAGGAAAUCCCAGGAGAUCAGCAGUUACAGAAAUACUCAAACCAGCCCAUCUGGCACCAACAAUCCUGCCACGGUCCAAAUCACUGAGAUCACAUUUUUUCCCUAUUCUGAUGGUUGAUGUGAACAUUAACUGAUUGCAUGAUUUUAUGCACUGCACCACUGCCACACAGUUGGCUGAUUAGAUAAUCGCAUGGAUGAUUGUUGGUGCCAGAUGGGCUGGUUUGAGUAUUUCUGUAACUGCUGAUCUCCUGUGAUUUUCACACAACAGUCUCUAGAAUUUACUCUGAAUGGUGCCAAAAACAAAAAACAUCCUGUGGGCGGCAGUUCUGCUGGAAAUGGCUUGUUGAUGAGAUGCAGGUUGGCGCUGUUUUGGCAGCACAAGAGGUACCUACACAAUAUUAGGCAGGUGGCUGAUUGGUGUAUAUAUAUAUACACUACCAGUCAAAAGUUUUGAAACACUUACUUAUUCUUUAUUAUAUAUAUAUAUAUAUAUAUAUAUAUAUAUUUUUUUUUUUUUCACAUUUUAGAAUAAUAGUAAAGUCAUCAAAACUAUGGAAUAACAUAAAUGGAACUAUGGGAAUUAUGUUGUGACUAAACAAAAUCCAAAAUAAAUCAAAACUGUGUUAUAUUUUAGCAUCUUCAAAGUAGUCAACCUUUACCUAGAAUUUGCAGACAUGUACUCUUGACAUUUUCUCAGCCAACUUCUUGAGGUAUCACCCUGGGAUGCUUUUUAAACAGUACUGAAGGAGUUCCCAUCUAUGUUGGGCACUUAUUGGCUGCUUUUCUUUAUUAUUCGGUCCAAGUCAUCAAUUUCAAAAACUGUUUUUUUUUUAUUUUUUAUUAAAUUUUAGAUUUAUAAUUAAAUAAAUUCAUAUGGUGGCACAAUUAUAUUUUUGUCUACAAAACUAAUUUCAAACAUUUAAGUAUACGCCUUCAGAUCAAAAGAUUUUUAAGAUCAUGAGAAACAUUUCAGUCCAGUGUUUCAAAACUUUUGACCGGUAGUGUAUAUACAUACAGUACAGUGUAAAAGUCUUGGGCACAUAAGAUGUUUCACAAAAGCAUUUGUCUUAAGAUGGUUAUUUAUAUCUUCAACUUUAGUGUGUCAAUAGAAAAUAUAAAUGUUAGACUCCCAAACAUUACUUUUGCAAAUAGAAAAGAUUAGAAUAGAAGAACAGGGAGCCCUGCAACAGAUGUCAUGUCCCCCACAAAGCCCCCCACUGAACAUCAUGUCAGUCUAAGAUUACAUAAAGAGACAGAAUAUAUUGAGACAGCUUAAAAAGAUAGAAGAACUGUGGCGAAUUCUCCAAGAAGCUUGGAACACCCUAUCUGCCAACAACCACGACAAACUGAGUCCAGGUGUACCUAGGAGAAUUGGGGCUGUUUUAAAGGCAAAGGUGGUCACACCGAAUAUUGAUUUAGCUUUUUUAUGUUUACUGGACUUUGUAUGACAUUAAGUGUAAAUGAAAACUAUUUAUGUCAUAAUUUUUCCUUACUAUGCAACAUUUUUCACAAGUGCCUAAAUCUUUUGCACAGUACUGUAUAUAUAUAUAUAUAUAUAUAUAUAUAUAUAUAUAUAUAUAUAUAUAUAAAUUUAGCUCUGAGGAGGUGUGAGUGUUUUAGGGAAGCUUUGGGGGAAGGAGUUCAGCUCACCCUUCAAGCCUCAGGAUUGCUAAUGCUUUUUAAAUUGAGCUGCCGAAAAGAGGCUUUUAAGCACCUAUAAUCAGUGGAAAUGUUGAGGUUGACCUGUUCAGCUCUCUUCAUGCUGGUGGUCCCAGGAAAGUUAAUUAAACGGUGUUAUUACACAGCGUGCUAAAACACUCGCUCAGCCAUGUAGGUAUUUUAGUUAGUAAAUCUCCCUGUGUGCUGCAACAGUGGAAUGUGUCGACCUAUCACAUUUCUACAAUGAUCUUAAUCCCCUUUAUGUAUCAUUCAAGAUGGAUUUAUUGCCUUUGUUGUACAGCUGGCUUUCCAUUAAAUAAUCUAUA